Messenger RNA from Amyelois transitella, 5140 nucleotides. RefSeq names its product ethanolaminephosphotransferase 1. Gene Ontology annotation, molecular function: ethanolaminephosphotransferase activity. Gene Ontology annotation, biological process: phosphatidylethanolamine biosynthetic process. The transcript is spliced from 9 exons. NCBI's taxonomy places the organism in Eukaryota, Metazoa, Arthropoda, Insecta, Lepidoptera, Pyralidae. The coding region runs from base 205 to 1362 and encodes 385 amino acids. Gene Ontology annotation, cellular component: endoplasmic reticulum membrane; Golgi apparatus. The record is from RefSeq and is a predicted model, not a curated record.
UAAGAUUGUGGGUGGAUGUGCUCCAUGUAAAAGAAUAUAUUUCGUUUUCAUUAUUCUCUACUGAAUUGCAUUUAUUUUACAUUUCUAUUAUUCUUACUAAACUAAAAUACGUGCAAGUAAACUUUUUUAUUUCAAGUGACUCUUCGCUAUCGUUAUGAUAUAAAUCGGCAUUUAGUUUUUCAACAACCUUUGAAUUCGGUCAUAAUGGGUCGUUUCCUAUCACAGGACAAAUUGGAAGGUUUUGAAAAAUACAAGUAUAAUUCAAUUGACACAUGCAUUCUCAGCAAAUAUGUUAUGCACCCGUUUUGGAACUGGUGUGUUCAGUUCUGUCCGGUGUGGGUGGCACCAAACCUCCUAACAUUCGCUGGCUUCCUACUCACAGUCCUAAACUUCCUACUGUUCUCGUAUUACGACUUCGGCUUCUACGCGCUCACCCAGCAGAAUAAGGAUGGUGACUCGAUUCCUCGGUGGGUGUGGGCCGUGUCGGCUGUUAACCUGUUUGUUGCGUACACACUUGAUGGCAUUGAUGGCAAGCAAGCUCGCCGUACGGGCACGAGCGGGCCGCUGGGCGAGCUGUUUGAUCACGGCCUGGACUCGUACUCUGCUGUCCUCAUACCUACAUGCCUCUACAGCAUCUUCGGAAGGGAUGAGCUGAGCCCCCUGCGUUUCUUCUUCGUCAUCUGGAACAUCUUCAUCAACUUCUACCUGACUCACUGGGAGAAGUACAACACGGGCGUCAUGUUCCUGCCCUGGGGAUACGACUUCACAAUGCUGGGCUCGUGCCUGCUGCUGCUGGUGACCUCCGUGACCGGACCCCGGGCCUGGCACGUGGCGCUGCCCGGAGGCCUGACCCCGGGCACAGUGUUCGAAUUCGUGUUGUACUUCUCAGCGAUGCUCACCAGUCAGACUGUAAUACUGUGGAAUAUAUACAAAUCGUACCGCGACCGCUCGGGCAAAAUGCGCACGUUGCCGGAGGCUGCGCGGCCGCUGGCGCCGCUCGCGCUGUUCCUCGCGCUCAGCUCCGUGUGGGCUCUGUACUCCCCGUCGGACAUCGUGACGCGCUGCCCGAGGCUGUUCUACGUGCUGACUGGGACUAUAUUCUCUAAUAUCAAUUGCCGCCUGAUAGUGUCACAGAUGAGCGACACCCGCUGCGAGGCGUGGAACCCCCUGCUGCUGCCGUACACGCUGUCCGUGCUGACGGUACUGGUGUUCAAGCCCUCGCCGAGAGCCGAGCUUGUUAUGCUGACUGUACUGUGUGUGUCCAGUUCCAUACAGCACAUAUACUACGGCACUAGAGUUGUCCAAGAAAUGUGCGAGCACUUUAAAAUCAAUUGCUUCCAUAUAAAACCAAAGAUUAAAUAAUUAACUAUAAUUAUUCCUAUUAGUUAAACAUUAUUAUAAACAUGAUAUACGUGUUUAAAUAUUAAACUACCAGUUUUAAAAGGCGUAGAGGUUAGAAGAAGGUUGAAAUAGUCAAUUAUACUUUUAGAUAAUGUGAGUUAAAAAAGGAAGCACAUUUUGUGUUUAAAUGUUUAUAUAGUCUAUGGUUUAUACGUUUAAAAAAAAACUUCACAAGUCAUUCCGUGAUUUGUCGUAAAUCUGCGUGCAUAUAUGUACUUCUGUGGCGCAGUCUGUGACACAGUAGGUCCCGAGUUCGAAUCCCGGCCAGGGCAUGAUGAGAAACGUUUCUGAUUGUCCUGGGUCUUGGAUGUUUAUAUUUAUUAUAACAUAGAGUAUUGAGUUAGUAUCUCGUAACACAAGUCUCGAUUUUAUUUUGAUGCCAACUAAAUCUGUGUGAUAUGUCCUAUAUAGGUAUAUUUAUUAUUUUUUUAAAUAUAUAUUAACUGAAUGACUAGUCACGUGCUUAUCAAUUUAAUCUUUUAUUUAAUUAAAACGUAAAAAAAAGGUUAUUGUUAUACAUAAAAUCUGCUUGUAAGGUCUGCAUAUACAAAGACUUGCUUUAUUUUGUCAAGGGAAGAGUGAUAUUGUUUUUUUGUUUUUUAGAAGGUAGAUAAUUGAUGCGUUUAUAAAGCUAUAUUUAUUUAUAACAACGCCUUUUAAAACUGGCCUUUACUUUUACGGUGUAGGGGCAACGAUGAUGAAGUCAUUUUUUAUGGUGAUGGAUGAAUAACAAGUUUCAGAAAUACACCAAAUUGGUAUAGGCUUACUAUACAUUAAUAGCUCUAUAAACAAUGUUGAAAAUACAGAACAUAGAUUUCAGAACAGUGUUAUAACGAGAUUAAAAAUAAACCAUAGAAUACACUCACGUCGUUCCGCCAAAAAGAUACUCUGAAGAUGCCAUGGAAAUAUUCAAAAAUCUUCAAAAUCAUAGUACAGGUAGGUACUGGUAGGUAAAUGAAAACAAUAUUAAUGAGUACCUACUUAUUUUGUUUAAAAAAAAUAACAGUUUUAAAUAAAUUUUACCAGAAGAAAAAAAUACUUCUGAAAUUUACCAAUCUUUAUUUAAAAAAUUAAUUUUCCAAGAGUCAGAUUGUUUAAUUUUUAUAUCUAAAGAAAUGUACUAUGAAAGUAGCAAUAUUAUUACUAGGGAUAUCGAGAUUCGUUCAGAGGAUUCUCAGCUGCACAAUUCAUUCAGUCAUUUUUUGUUUCAAACCUGCACAUUCAAGCAACUGGAUGUAUAACCAUGGUCGAUCCAAUACGGGUUAGGUUUACCUGCGAAGGUUGCGGAGGUCAGACGGGAGUCGCUUCGUGUAAAAACCUCAAUGAUUCCUUUAUACAUUGUAUUCUAUAAGAUAUAUAUGAUGUAUAUGAUAUCUAUAAUUAUACCAAACAUAUCAUACCAAUAACAACGGUCUUCCGUUAAAAUGGCGAAGCCAACUUCCUAACGUCAUUCCAAAAUUGUGUGAGGCAGCUUACUGUCAAUAUAAUAUGUAAAAUAAUUAUGUAGAACAUUUCGCAUUUAUCUAUGUAAAGUAUGUAGGUAUAGUGAAACUUCGAGAUUCUGACCAAUAGAGAUUUUCUCAGUAGAAAUUAGGAUAACAGACAAAAAAUUCAAUACAAAUAUUUUUUGACAAAAGAAAAUUAAUAUUACCUACUAAAUGCUUGGAUGUUACCAAUAUUUACUCGACUGCGCCAGAUGGUAAGGUUAUUCGUUCAACAUAAUCGAUUCUAAUCAAAAAAUAUUUGUAGUUAAUUUUUAAGAACAUUUUCAAUACAAUGUUACCACUUUUUUAAAAGGCAAUUAUAGACAAAAAAAAUCCAAUUUCAUUCGAAUAAUAUUGAUAUUAUCAUUAUUAUGUAGGAGAAAUAGUUAAAAAUCGAUAUAAUAUUUAGGUAUUUUUAUGAAACAACGCAUAAAAAUGAAUAUUAUUAUGUAACAACGAAUAAUAAUAAUAUUUGAUACAUACAUACCUAAGUGUACCCAAAAAAAAAAUACUUAUUUCUUGCUACAUUGGUAAGUAAUGCAAUUUAUCUUACUAACCUUGUUCCUGCUUAUUUAUAAGUUCAUUGAUUUCUUUGCUUACAAUUGCUAUCUGUUUGAGGUCCGAUUUUUGUUUCUUAUUUUUGAAUAUUUAUUUUCUCCGUUGUUAUUACUCUUUGGUUUCUGUUCUGAAGAUCUCUUUCUUUAUAUUUUUAACUUUCAAAUUUCAAUUUCUUUCUCUUUUUAAGAGUGUCUGUGGUCGAAUUGAACGAAGAAUAAGGAGUCUUUUAUGUAUUUGUGCAUAUAAAUAUGUUUUCACACUCAUUUAAUCAUUUAUUUAUUUCUUGAAUAUGUCCAGAAUACACUGUUUAGCAUAUGAUUGUUUGUUUGUAUUUGAAUAAGUCCUGUAUAAUUCCUUUGGAAUUUUUUGAGUAGAUACUGAUAUUUUUUUGUCUCCUUUGGUUAUUUUGUGGGAUGUAUUAAGUUUUAUAUUUUUUGAGCUACCAGGGUGAUCUGGAGAGCCAGAUGUUGAGCGCUUUUUUCGUGUUUUCUAUUUUCUAUCGUCAAUCUCCCCCCUGUAUUUUGCUUUAUUCUUUUCUAAUAGAAACAAAAUUAUAUUUUAUUGGUGAUGACUUGUCACACAUGUCUAUUUUAUUUUCUAAUAUUUAAGUCUAUAUAUUUAUUUGUUUACAAUUUACAUGAACUUGUAGUAUGCAUGUAGAAGGGGUUGGUUAAGCAAUACUGUAACCCCAGGAUUUCAAAUUUCACAUUUAAGGGCCAGCCCGAAUAGCGAAAAACUGUUGCUGUUGCGCUUUUUAUUAACACGUGAAACGGGACAGCGAUAGUUUUCUGCGCGAUAAAAACGACGUCGCGCGUGCUAAGAGGGCAGAACCCCUUAAAAAAAUCUGUUGAUAAGCCAAGGAAUCGUUUGUUUAUGUUUAUUAGCUCUCUCAUAAGUGGAAUCCAAAGUUACUAGUGGUACCUAGUCAUUGUUUUAAUUUGAAACAUGAAAUGUCAAAGCUGUAUAAUUUAAAUGAAAUUUGCAUGUAUAUAUUUCCAUCAAGAAGAAUCUCAUUUUAACAAAGAUGUAGUUUUUAUUAGUGUUAAUGUUAAAUAAAUUUUUGCAACAAUAAACCUGAUUAUUAUGAUAUGUGUAAUAUAAGCUUAUUUUUCAGUCAAUACUGUAUAAUAUGUUCACUGUAUUGUCAUCCGAAACUACUAUAUAACUUUUUUUAUUAUUGAACAUAUAUUCAGUCAAUAACAAUAAGUCAAUUAGUGAGUAAAGACCAAUUGCGCGAAGCAUAUGAGAAGCUUAGCAACUUUACAAAAUUUAAAAAAAAAGUUGUUAAUUUUAUCUCUACAUACAAACCAUGCACAUGUCUUAUUGCAAAAAGACACCAUUUUGUUGCAAUAAUAUAGUUUUCGUAUUUUAGUUUUGACUCUGUACAUACACUAACAUUUAUGUGGACGUAUAGAUAUAAGGGUGUAGUGACUAUCAAAGCUGUAAUUAUUGCCGAUAAACAACUGUUGUUUUUUGCUCUGAGUUGUGAUUGAAACAAAUGUAAUAUUCUGUUAUCUCUUUUUGUAUUAGGUUCAUAACAUACAAAUACCUAUAAGAGUAGGUUUUGGAUAUUCAUUACUUCCUAUAUGUGUAUCUCUUGUAUAUCCCAUGUAUUCUCCCACUAAGGUGAGGUCUAUAGCCAGUGCAAAAAUUUUUAACUAUUUAUAAGUACUUGGUUUGGACAAAAUAAAGGAUAU